Messenger RNA from Acanthamoeba castellanii str. Neff, 747 nucleotides. Its product is annotated as receptor protein-tyrosine kinase. Bases 1 to 747 code for a protein of 248 amino acids. The record is from RefSeq and is a predicted model, not a curated record. The transcript is spliced from 5 exons. NCBI's taxonomy places the organism in Eukaryota, Discosea, Longamoebia, Acanthamoebidae. Gene Ontology annotation, molecular function: protein kinase activity; ATP binding. Gene Ontology annotation, biological process: protein phosphorylation.
AUGGAGUACUGCGCCUACGGCAACCUCCACGAGUAUAUACAGAACCUCAAGCGAAACGCGGGCGGGCGCGGCCUGGGCCGGGCCGCUCGACGAAAGACCGAGAAGGGACGGGAGCUGGAGGCCGCCAUGCGCUCCACCCGUCGCAGCCGUGGUGCCCCGGCGACGCCGUUGUCGAAGCGAAAGCGCGACGAGGUGGAGGCGCCAACAUCGCCACCCGACCCCUACGAGGCGAUCAAGCAGCGAAGAGGGGCCAUCAUAGCCGGCAUCGCGCGAGGGAUGCAGCACCUGCACAAAAACAAUGUGUGCCACCGCGACUUGUCGAGUAUGAAUGUGCUGGUCGAUUCGAAUUGGGUGCCUAAGAUCGCCGACUUCGGCCUCAGCACGGUGGAUGUAAACGAGAUGAAGGGGAUGGGCGUGGGAACGGGCCGUUGGCGAGCGCCCGAGGUGUUCAAGAACAAACCGAAGAACUGCCAGGACAAGUUCAAGGGCUUCUACACCAACAGCAGUGACGUGUACAGUUUUGGAGUCAUCGUGUGGGAGUUGUUUCACCUGGGGCAGGUGCCGUGGGAGGGCGAGCUGGACGCCGACGUGAAGAGGAAGGUGAUGCAGGGCGAUCGGCCCAAGAUCGAGCGCGAUGUGCCCAAGGUGUGGCGCAAGCUCAUGGAGCAGUGCUGGGCGCACGACCCCGACAGCCGGCCCUCCUUCGCCAACGUCGUGCGCUACCUCGAAGCUCGCCACCUCGCCUAA